ACGGUCGGAGAUUGAUCGUUCUGUUGAGGAAUAGAUAGGGUUUUGUUUGUCUGCUGGAUUGUUGUCUUGUUGCCUGUUUCCUUUAUCUUGUUUAGGGUUGUUUUUCGUUGCGGGAUGCGUUUUCUUUCUCCAACGGUAGAGAUUUUUUUGCACCCAAAGGAAUCCGUUCUCACGAUCAAUUUUCUUGAAAAAGUUAGGAAAACAAGGUUAAUAGUCAAUGUUGUCUGGUACCUAUCGGACUAAUCUUGGUUUUGAAGACACUGAACUCUAGGGAGUGAUGUUUCUCUGUGAUCUUGAACUUUGCCCUGUGGACUGGCCACCUACUUAGGAUUCGCUAUUCUACAAGUUGAAUAUGCCAUCGGCUCAAGAUCCGUUCUAUGUUGUAAAAGACGAGAUUCAAGAAUCUAUCGAUAAACUGCAAUCAAGUUUUCACCAAUGGGAAAGGAUAUCUUCCGAUCUAGGAGAGAGAGUACAACUCACAAAAGAGUUGCUCGCUGCCUGUGAGAGCAUUGAAUGGCAGGUGGAUGAACUGGACAAAGCUAUUGCUGUGGCAGCUAGAGAUCCUUCUUGGUAUGGCAUUGAUGAUGCAGAACUUGAAAGACGAAGGAGAUGGACGAGUACAGCUAGGACACAGGUUGGAAAUGUCAAGAAAGUAGUGGGAGCUGGAAAGGAGCAAGCUGGAACUGCUAGUUCUAAUGGGAUGCGUCGAGAAUUGAUGAGAUUACCAAAUCCGCACGAAACAGACAGAUCAAACUUAUAUACAGCCCACCAAGCAAAUGAUGACUUCAUCACAUCCGAAUCUGAUCGACAGCUGCUUCUCAUAAAGCGGCAGGACGAGGAGUUGGAUGAGUUGAGUGCAAGCGUGGAGAGAAUUGGAGGUGUUGGGCUUACAAUACAUGAAGAGCUCAAAUUGCAGGAUAAAAUUAUUGACGAUCUUGGAAAUGAAAUGGACAGUACAUCAAAUCGCCUCGAUUUUGUUCAGAAAAAAGUAGCUGUGGUCAUGAAGAAGGCCAGCGCCAAGGGCCAGUUAAUGAUGAUCUUGUUCUUGGUGGCUUUGUUCAUCAUCCUUUUUGUGUUGGUGUUCCUCACCUAGUUUUUGAAGCAAAAUGAGGCCCUUGCCAUUCACGAUGCAUCAGAAAUGGAUAUGAUAAACCAGAAGAUGAGGUACUUUGUCCGAAUAUCGUCAAAACUAUCCCGAAAUUUUGAAUUGAGAACUACAUUGGGUUGAUCAGAAUUCAGAACCGAGCUUCUGAAUUACAAAAUGCAAUGUGAAACUCAUUUGCACUGGCUCCUUAUCCUUGUUUUAUAGUUUUUUUCCUUUUCUUAUUAUUAUUGUUUUUUUUUUUUUUUUAUAGUUU
This is a messenger RNA of Cucurbita moschata (crookneck pumpkin), 1358 nucleotides long. Its product is annotated as syntaxin-61-like. Gene Ontology annotation, biological process: Golgi vesicle transport. Lineage: Eukaryota; Viridiplantae; Streptophyta; Magnoliopsida; Cucurbitales; Cucurbitaceae. Gene Ontology annotation, cellular component: membrane. The record is from RefSeq and is a predicted model, not a curated record. Bases 353 to 1093 code for a protein of 246 amino acids. The transcript is spliced from 8 exons.